Molecule: messenger RNA, 243 nt
Organism: Monoraphidium neglectum
Lineage: Eukaryota; Viridiplantae; Chlorophyta; Chlorophyceae; Sphaeropleales; Selenastraceae
Exons: 1
Coding region: 1-243 (80 amino acids)
Source: RefSeq, a predicted model, not a curated record
AUGGUCAUCGCGGCAUACGCCACGGCGGUGCGGCUGACCGCCGCAGCACCCAUCAACCUCGCGGCUGCGGCAACGCUGGCCUCGCGCCCUGCCGCCCUCGCCGCUCUCGACGCGCUUCCGGCGGCCGACCUGGCUGCGAAGGCGGAGCGGCUGGACAUGACGCCAGCAGAGCUGCGGGAGCUCAUCCAAACUAGCGAGGCGAUUAAUUUUGACGCGGAAUCGGGCUAUCUGCACUACCGGUGA